Molecule: messenger RNA, 1002 nt
Organism: Endocarpon pusillum Z07020
Lineage: Eukaryota; Fungi; Ascomycota; Eurotiomycetes; Verrucariales; Verrucariaceae
Product: Casein kinase II subunit alpha
Exons: 4
Coding region: 1-1002 (333 amino acids)
Biological process (GO): protein phosphorylation; regulation of transcription by RNA polymerase I; DNA damage response
Cellular component (GO): cytosol; nucleus; protein kinase CK2 complex
Molecular function (GO): ATP binding; protein serine/threonine kinase activity
Source: RefSeq, a predicted model, not a curated record
AUGGCUCGUGUCUAUGCAGAUGUUAACCAGCAGAUGCCUCGGGCGUACUGGGACUACGACUCUGUGAAUAUCUCAUGGGGGAUACUGGAGAAUUAUGAGGUUGUGCGGAAAAUAGGGCGAGGCAAAUAUUCAGAAGUAUUCGAAGGCAUCAACGUCGUCAACUACCAGAAGUGUGUCAUCAAAGUCCUGAAGCCCGUCAAGAAGAAGAAGAUAAAACGAGAGAUCAAAAUUCUACAGAACCUAUCGGGCGGGCCAAACAUUGUUGCGCUGCUCGAUGUUGUUCGUGACAGCCAAAGCAAGACGCCGAGUCUAGUCUUCGAGAACGUCAACAAUACCGAUUUCCGCACAUUAUACCCUCGAUUCGUGGAUUAUGAUGUUCGAUUUUAUAUCUUUGAGCUUCUGAAAGCCCUGGAUUUCUGCCAUAGCAAGGGGAUAAUGCACCGAGACGUAAAGCCGCAUAAUGUCAUGAUAGAUCAUGAAAAGCGGAAGCUGAGAUUAAUCGAUUGGGGGCUUGCGGAGUUCUAUCAUCAGGGCACAGAGUACAACGUCCGAGUGGCAUCAAGAUAUUUCAAGGGGCCGGAAUUAUUGGUCGACUUUCAAGAGUACGACUACUCACUCGACAUGUGGUCAUUAGGAGCCAUGUUUGCCUCAAUGAUCUUCCGAAAAGAGCCAUUCUUCCAUGGAAACAGCAAUUCAGAUCAACUGGUGAAAAUAGCCAAAGUACUUGGCACUGACGACUUGUUCGAGUACCUUGAUAGAUACGAUAUUGAGCUCGAUGCUCAGUAUGAUGACAUCUUGGGACGAUUCCCGCGGAAGAGCUGGCAUAGUUUUGUGAAUUCUGAGAACCAAAGAUUUGUGUCAAACGACGCGAUAGACUUUCUCGACAAGCUGCUAAGAUACGACCACCAAGAACGACUGACGGCACAAGAAGCAAUGGCGCAUCCAUAUUUUGGCCCAGUUCGAAUGGCAUCCGCACAACCAGCGCAGAACCAUGCUUCGUGA